GUCACCUGAGGGCGGCUCUCCAGUAUAAAUACAAGCCAGUGAAGUGCACAAACACACGGACGAGCAAGAGCAGACGAGAGUAUUAGUGUCGUGUUGCAUAUCUGAAAAUAUCAUCAACAUGAGUGAUUCACAGCAAAAGCAGCAGUGUGCUAGCGACCAGAAACCCUGCACUCAGGGAGAAGGCCAGCAUGGAAAGGGUCACGGAAAAGGUCAUGAACACGGAAAAGGUCACGAACACGGACAUGGACAUGAACACGGACACAAACACGGUCCUGGUGGAGAGCAAGGAAAAGGCGGAUGUGGCCAAAAACCCGCAUGUGACCAGCAGAAGGGGAAGAAGUGAUGAGAUUAAUAUAGUCUGAGAUUGUGAGGAAAGCCACUACAAACACUCACAAUCAUCCAAAUCAUUACAUUAAAACACCUUUAAAUCAA
Danio rerio (zebrafish) is the source of this 432-nucleotide messenger RNA. NCBI's taxonomy places the organism in Eukaryota, Metazoa, Chordata, Actinopteri, Cypriniformes, Danionidae. The record is from RefSeq and is a predicted model, not a curated record.